This is a messenger RNA of Struthio camelus australis, 4211 nucleotides long. RefSeq names its product Kell metallo-endopeptidase (Kell blood group) (gene KEL). Gene Ontology annotation, biological process: protein processing. Gene Ontology annotation, cellular component: plasma membrane. Gene Ontology annotation, molecular function: metalloendopeptidase activity. NCBI's taxonomy places the organism in Eukaryota, Metazoa, Chordata, Aves, Struthioniformes, Struthionidae. The record is from RefSeq and is a predicted model, not a curated record.
GAAAGAGAGAUUGUCUGUAAUCUCAGCAGCGAAUCUUGAGCACGAGGGACUGAUGGUAAACAAGUAAGCAGAGGUGAGAGCUGCGGUAACGACCACAGAGGCAAAGCCUGCUUGCUCAGAGAAAAGAAUGAGGACUCUUCCAGAGACCUGUGACCUGGAGCUAAGGGCAGCUGCAAAGAAAAAGAGAUGUCUUCAGAGGAAAAGACUACUUCUGUGUGUGCUGCUUCUCAGUAUUGUCCUGGGCUUUACACUGCUUAUCACCCACAUAAUGAUGACCUGUGGUCUGGGAUCCUGUGAUGCUGAGGUGGGUCUUGCACUGUUGGCCAGACUCUUGAAUUCUAGGAAUGACACCGUAGACCCCUGCAAGGAUUUCUACAAAUAUGCCUGUGGCAGCUGGAGAGGCAAAGACUCAAGCAGAACCACAGAAGAAUCACUAAAUGUCUUUGAUGUGUUGUUGGAAGAAAACCAGCUGAUCCUGAAAAGGCUUUUAGAGACCCCAGAACUUGGGGUAAGAAGCUCAGCUAAGGAGAAAGCAAUCUUGUUCUAUCGAUCCUGCAUGGAUACUCAACGCAUAGAAUCCCAAGGAACUCAGCCAUUAAAGGACCUCCUGAAUCAGAUUGGUGGAUGGAAUAUCACAGGCAGAGGGAAAGCAAAAGAUUUUAACCAAACUCUUCAGACUCUCAUGGGCAAAUACAACACCUUUCCCUUUUUCAGAGUCCAUGUGGGACCUAGUCCUUCUGACCCCAACACCAAUAUAAUUCAGAUUGACCAUCCUGAGUUUGAGAUGCCACCUGAGAGUGAAUUCAAAGAGAAGAAGAAAUAUCUUGAGGUUCUCCGUGUGUAUCUGUCAUAUUUGGAGAAACUAGGGGACCUACUUGGAGGGCCACAGGAUGUUCCCCCUGACUCCUUUUCCCUUACCUUGUCCUUCAUCUCUAACCUCCAGCGAGUUGUCACCCCACUGCAGGAAAGACGGCAGAGAGGGAUGCUGUUCUAUCGCAUCACCAUCAGGGAGCUACAGGAAAAGGCACCCGCGAUUGACUGGCUGCUGUGUCUCCAGGCAGCUUUCCAUCCUGUGCCAGUGAAUCCCUCUCAGCCAAUUGCAGUGCACGACAUGGAUUACUUGCAAGGCAUGUCACGGCUUAUUGAACAAUGGCAGAAUAAAAGGGUCCUUCGCAUCUAUAUGAUUGUUUGUCUGGUUGGGAAUCUCUCCCCAGCCCUUGACAGUCGAUUCCAAGAUGCACGCCUGGAGCUAUCUAAGAUUCUUCAUGGAAAAAUGGGUUCUAGAGUGAUCCCAGAUGAGCGCUGGAGGACGUGCUUGAGUGAAACCAGUUCUUUCUUUGAACCAGUCCUAGGGCAGAUGAUUGUGCAAGAAAUUUUCCCUCAACAGAACAAGAAACUUGCUCAGCAGAUGUUCUCCGAGAUCCGAGAUGCCCUCUAUGACCAACUCCAUCAGUUGGAGUGGAUGGAUGAGCAGACCCGCCAAGAGGCUAACGUCCUGGUUUCUAAACUACAAGUGGAAAUUGGCUAUCCAGCUCACAUACUCCAGAUUGCCAAAGUGAACCUGGAAUACCAGAAUUUGGAAAUAAAUCAAGAAACUUUUCUCCUCAAUGUGGUGGCUUGUUUGAAGACACUGAGGGAGAAUUCCUACCAGAGACUCCUUCAGCAUCACUCACAGGAUAACUGGAAGGUUUCCCCCUGGGAUGUGCAUUCAUACUACUCACUAAGGCAGCACAUGGUAGUCUUCCCUGCCGGAAUGUUUCGCAGCCCUUUUUUCAACCCGGAGUUUCCCAGUGCUAUGAACUUUGGAGCCAUUGGGGUCUUCAUGGCACAUGAACUUCUUCACACAUUCUAUAGUUAUGUGUUACCUGGGGGCUGUCCUACCUGCAAGAGGAGUGCACUACAGGAAGCUAUAGAUUGCUUGGUAGAACAGUAUGAAAGUUACUCCAUGCUUGGCUUUAAGGUCAAUGGGACUUUUACUCUGUUGGAGAAUAUAGCUGACAAUGGAGGGCUUGCCAUUGCUUACCAGGCCUAUAAGAACUGGCUGAAAAAGCACAGAAAAGAGAAGGAUUUACCUAAGAUUGGACUUUCACAUGAUCAGCUCUUUUACCUCAGUUUUGCUCAUGCAAUGUGUGGACACCAGCAUCCUGAGAAACUGCAAUCUUACAUGCACACAGAUCCACACAGCCCCUUGCAACUGCGUGUCUGUGGGCCUAUCAGCAAUAGCCAGGACUUUGCCGAACACUUCCAAUGCCCCAGCAGAUCACCAAUGAACCCAGCUAAGAAGUGCCACAUCUGGUAAUCUGCAUGGCAAGGCAGGAAGAAAGUUGAGACUCUAGAGAGAUAAAGGCCUGAACUGUGAAAGUAUGACCAUCUUAUCUGGCCCUGUGGAGAGAUAUGGUGCUCUUAUUCACUCCUCUGCAUUCCUUUUCUUGUUAUCCUUUCCUCAGCCUCAACUUGCACCUCUCUCAGCAGUUUAUUGUAGCAAAAUUCCAACUUGAUUUCAUAUGGGAAGAGGAUCUCUUUCUACUGCUCCCAGUGUCCCAGCUGGGACAGCUCUGGAGUCCAGCAAGUUCUAAGGUAGCAAGGUGACUAGCCAGUCACCUUGGGGUGAACAGUCCAGGAAAGGACUGUUAUAUUUGUAAUUCCUCUGUUCAGUGUGUUUCCCUGUCUACUCCAACAACCUCAUAGUCAUGUUGAAUGGGGAGGCCAACAAGCUAUAACCCUAAGACCUGUUCAUAUCAGAGAGGUUUUUGGAGAAAUCCUACAGGUUACUAUGCAAACCACACAGUUACCUUACCAGAGAGGGAAGAAUCCUCUUCUUGGGCCAGUAAGUGGAGACAAGGAGUAAAAAAAGACUCAAUAGCUCCAGCUUCUGGACUGGCAGAUGAGUCACAUAAUAAUGAAGGUUACUAAAGGCCCUUCUUGGUCUCUGUUUUCAAUCAGCUGACACAAAUGAAAUUUAGCAGAGUUUUAGCUUCAUGCAUCAUCUGUGCUCUUUCAACCGAGUUCACUGGAACCAGUCAUCAUCACAUCUGAUUAUGCCAGACUCAAUGUAUUGUGUUGUUCAGGAAGUAUUCUUCUUGCUAAGUCCCCUAUGGAAGGUGGCAGCAAAGAACAGAAGCCAAAACAAUACUGUUGCUUGCCUUUCCAUAAAAGAAGGAUGUAUUGUCUGAGAGAAAAGAGAGACUAAAAUUCCUAGGACACAAAAGAGAAAAGAGGAAGGCAUCCCUGUUGGUGGAAGAGGGAUUAGGAGCUGAGAAGAGAGUACUGCCCAACAAGAUUCUCUUUCUUCUCAGUCUCUAAUUUAGGGUGAGGAUAUGGGUGAAGGUGGAGUAUGGGAUAGACACAAGGGGUCCUAGAGAUCUCUGAAGGUUUUUAGCCUGAACACUCAGAAUUCCAAGAACUUCUCUGGAUCCUGAACCAGAUUUUCUCAUCCCUACAGGUUCUCUCAUCCCUACAUUUGUAAAUAUUUACCAUCCAAACCGGGGAAUUCAGAUGACGUAGGUUUUCACUAUCUAAUUGAAAUUGAAUUUUAGGGUUAAUAUAAGUAAUAUAUUUCAGGACAAAAGGAGGAGAAGUGCUUAAAGCACUUCUCAAGAGCGACCUAAUUACUUCAGUUUCAGAUUCUGAUCAUUUAGAAUUUAUAUCAAUCAUCUCCUAAAAUUUACCAAAGUUAAUACAUAAAGCACUCCUACAUUUAGCAUACUCUUCAAACAGUUCUUAAUGGUGGAAGCACUUUUUGUUGUUGUUUAUUAUAUUGGCUGCCCAGGGAUUGCUUGGGGAAUGGCAAGUGGGAACAUCUCUUAUCACUGCCAUCAUUAUGAAAACUGAAAAUCCUAAUAAUUCUCUUAAUUCUUAUCAAGUACUGAUCAAUGUGGCAGAAAAAUUUCCAAGAACAGUCUGUUCAGUGAUUUUAUUUUCAUUAAUCAAAGAUUGAAAUAUUAAUAAAGUGCUAUGUGCUUCGGAAAAAAAAAUAUAUCACAUCAUUGGUUAUAAACUCCUUAUGGCCAGGUCUCUUUCUCUGUAUUUGUACUGUGCUCAGCAUUACCAGAGUUCUUAGCUGCUAUCCCAACACAAAUAAUAAAUAAUACCUCAGAACCAUGUGAUUUAUUUAGCCAUCAUAAAAAUAACAAAAUUAGGCUCGUGUUUUUCCUUCCAAGGUCACUUUUUAAAAAUGUAUAAUCUUCCUCUACUCUUUUAAUCAAUUUUUU